GUCAGUCGAAAAUCAGACAACGUGCGCGAUACAUUGCGAACGGGAAAGUGUCGACGCUGCACCACAAAUCGAGUCGCACACACACACACACACAGCCCAGCAAAAGUGGGUUCAACCAAUGAAAAACAAAAAAAAAGUGAUAAUAGAAUUCGCGCCCGCAGAUAAAUUGAAAUUCAUCAAAGGUUCCUACAAGCGCGACGUGUAAUCAUAAAAAAGAAAAUAAACCUUCGAAAGCCACAAGAAUUCCGAAAGCGAGUUGAAAAAAAUUUAAAUACGAGUCGCAAGCAAAACGCCACACAAAGUGCUCGAAAAUGUGCCGGGUGUAAGAGAGAAGAAAACACGGAGAGCAUAAUUAACUAAAGAUUCGGGGGGGAAAAUAAGGAAAAUCUGGCUUGAAGUAGUAGAGGGAGCACAGAAGCCGAAAAUAUGUGCGCAGACUUUUCUUUGGCCAGCCAGUGGAAUUGAUUUUCUUUUUCGGUUUCUCCCACAAUCCCCCGGUGCAACUUCUACCCCGCUCCCCCCAUCCAAACCUCUUCUCUGGUGUCUCUGAGGCCAAGCCAAAGAAACCACUCUAAAAGAACAAACACCAAAAUCGCCAAAAUGAUCUACUAUAUGCUGUUCAUACUGCCCGUCGUCCUGGCCCAGGAUCAGCAGCACACGACGGAGUCGCUGUCGAGCAAGCACCAGCACAUCUCGCACUCGAAUGCGAUAAUGGGUGAGGCCGGGGUCUCCAACUCCCAGCUGAUGCAGCCCUCGAGUCCGGCGCGCACCCUGCGACCUCUGACCCCGGGCUCCGGAGUGGGCGACCCCGCGCUGUACGACGCCCCCGACGACUGCCACUUCAUGCCGGCCGCUGGCCUGGAUCAGCCGGAGAUUGCGCUCACCUGCAACCUGAGGACCGUGAACAGCGAGUUCGACACGACGAACUUCAGUGUGAUUCCCGCGGAGCACACGGUCGCCCUGCACAUCCUCUGCAACGACGAAAUCAUGGCCAAGAGCCGCCUGGAGGCGCAGUCCUUCGCCCACUUGGCCAGGCUCCAGCAGCUGUCCAUCCAGUACUGCAAGCUGGGCCGACUGGGUCGCCAGGUCCUCGAUGGUCUCGAGCAGCUGCGGAACCUCACCCUGCGCACCCACAACAUCCUAUGGCCCGCCUUGAAUUUCGAGAUCGAAGCGGAUGCCUUCUCGGUCACCCGCAGGCUGGAGCGACUGGAUUUGAGCUCGAACAACAUCUGGUCCCUGCCGGAUAACAUAUUCUGUGCCCUAUCGGAGUUGUCGGCCCUUAACAUGAGCGAGAAUCGCCUGCAGGAUGUCAACGAGCUGGGCUUCAGGGAUCGCAGCAAGGAGCCUGUGAACGGUUCCACCGAGUCCACUUCCACCACAGAAUCGGCCAAGAAGGGCAGUGGUUCCAGCACAAGUUGCUCCUUGGAUUUGGAGUAUCUGGAUGUGAGCCACAAUGACUUUGUCGUCCUGCCAGCGAAUGGCUUUGGCACUCUGAGGAGGCUGCGCGUCCUGUCGGUGAACAACAAUGGCAUCUCCAUGAUUGCCGACAAGGCGCUCAGUGGCCUGAAGAACCUGCAGAUCCUGAACCUGAGCUCCAACAAAAUCGUGGCCCUGCCCACCGAACUGUUUGCCGAGCAGGCCAAGAUUAUCCAGGAGGUCUACCUGCAGAACAACUCGAUAAGUGUGCUGAAUCCGCAGCUCUUCUCGAAUCUGGAUCAACUGCAGGCCUUGGAUCUCUCCAUGAACCAGAUAACCUCCACCUGGAUCGAUAAAAACACCUUUGUUGGGUUGAUUCGUUUGGUUCUGCUCAACUUGUCGCACAAUAAGCUGACCAAACUGGAGCCCGAGAUCUUCAGCGAUUUGUACACCCUGCAGAUUCUGAACCUGCGCCACAAUCAGCUGGAGAAUAUUGCAGCCGAUACUUUUGCCCCGAUGAACAAUCUGCACACUUUGCUGCUGUCGCACAAUAAGCUGAAGUAUCUGGACGCAUAUGCUCUGAAUGGACUGUAUGUGCUGUCGCUGCUUUCGCUUGACAAUAAUGCCCUGAUUGGCGUGCAUCCGGAUGCCUUCCGGAACUGCAGUGCCCUGCAGGACCUCAAUCUGAAUGGCAAUCAGCUGAAGACCAUUCCGCUGGCCCUGAGGAAUAUGCGCCAUCUGCGGACCGUGGAUCUCGGCGAGAACAUGAUUACCGUGAUGGAGGACAGUGCUUUCAAGGGCCUGGGCAAUCUCUAUGGCCUCCGCCUGAUUGGCAACUAUCUGGAGAACAUUACCAUGCACACGUUCCGGGAUCUGCCCAGCCUGCAAAUCCUGAACCUCGCUAGGAAUCGCAUCGCUGUCGUGGAGCCAGGAGCCUUCGAGAUGACCUCCAGUAUUCAGGCCGUGCGCUUGGAUGGCAACGAGUUGAGUGAUAUUAAUGGUUUGUUCAGCAACAUGCCAUCGCUCCUCUGGCUGAAUAUAUCCGACAAUCGUCUGGAGACCUUUGAUUAUGGCCAUGUUCCAUCCACCCUGCAAUGGCUGGAUCUGCACAAGAAUCGCCUGAGUUCCCUAUCCAAUAGAUUCGGUUUGGAUGCCGAACUCAAACUGCAAACCUUGGAUGUGAGCUUCAAUCAACUGCAGCGCAUUGGACCCAAUUCUAUUCCCAACUCCAUAGAAUUGCUGUUCCUGAACGACAACCUGAUAACCACUGUGGACCCAGAUACCUUUAUUCACAAAAGCAAUCUCACUAGGGUGGAUCUUUAUGCCAAUCAGAUAACCACACUGGAUAUUAAGUCCCUGAGGAUUCUGCCAGUUUGGGAGCACCGACCACUGCCAGAGUUCUACAUUGGAGGAAAUCCCUUCACCUGCGACUGCAACAUCGACUGGCUGCAGAAGAUAAACCACAUUACUUCGCGCCAGUAUCCCAGGAUAAUGGAUCUGGAGACCAUAUACUGCAAGCUGCUGAACAACAGGGAGCGGGCGUAUAUCCCCCUGAUCGAAGCUGAGCCCAAGCACUUCUUGUGCACCUACAAAACCCACUGCUUCGCAGUUUGCCACUGCUGUGAAUUUGAUGCCUGCGACUGCGAGAUGACCUGCCCCACCAAUUGCACCUGUUUCCACGACCAGACUUGGUCCACCAACAUUGUGGAGUGCUCGGGAGCAGGCUACUCCGAGAUGCCGAGGCGAGUGCCCAUGGACACCACUGAGCUGUAUAUCGAUGGGAACAACUUCGUGGAGCUGGCAGGCCACUCCUUCCUGGGUCGCAAGAACCUGGCUGUGCUGUAUGCCAACAACUCGAACGUGGCCCACAUAUACAACACCACCUUCAGCGGAUUGAAACGCCUGUUGAUCCUGCACCUGGAGGACAAUCACAUCGUCAGCCUCGAGGGCAACGAGUUCCACAACCUGGAGAACCUGAGGGAGCUCUAUCUGCAGUCGAACAAGAUAGCCAGCAUCGCCAACGGCAGCUUCCAGAUGCUGAGGAAGCUGGAGGUGCUGCGCCUCGACGGCAAUCGCCUGAUGCACUUCGAGGUCUGGCAGCUGAGCGCCAAUCCCUACCUGGUGGAAAUCAGCCUGGCCGACAACCAGUGGAGCUGCGAGUGCGGCUACUUGGCCAGGUUCCGGAACUACCUCGGCCAGAGCUCCGAGAAGAUUGUGGACGCGUCGCGCGUGAGCUGCAUCUACAACAAUGCCACCAGUGUCCUGCGGGAGAAGAACGGCACCAAGUGCACGCUGCGCGAUGGAGUGGCCCACUACAUGCACACCAACGAAAUCGAGGGACUGCUCCCGCUGCUCCUGGUGGCCACCUGUGCCUUCGUGGCCUUCUUCGGCCUCAUCUUCGGACUCUUCUGCUACCGCCACGAGCUGAAGAUGUGGGCCCACUCCACCAGCUGCCUGAUGAACUUCUGCUACAAGUCACCGCGUUUCGUGGACCAGCUGGACAAGGAGCGACCCAACGAUGCCUACUUCGCCUACAGUCUGCAGGACGAGCACUUCGUUAACCAGAUUCUGGCCCAGACUCUCGAGAACGACAUCGGCUACAGGCUGUGCCUGCACUACCGGGAUGUGAAUAUCAAUGCCUAUAUCACGGAUGCCCUGCUGGAGGCCGCCGAGAGUGCCAAGCAGUUCGUGCUGGUGCUGUCCAAGAACUUUCUGUACAACGAGUGGAGUCGCUUCGAGUACAAGAGUGCGCUGCACGAGCUGGUGAAGCGCAGGCGGCAGGUGGUGUUCAUCCUGUACGGCGACUUGCCGCAGCGAGACAUCGACAUGGAUAUGCGCCACUACCUGAGGACGAGCACCUGCAUCGAGUGGGACGACAAGAAGUUCUGGCAGAAGCUCCGCUUGGCCCUGCCCCUUCCGAAUGGCCGUGGCAACAACAACAAGCGCGUGGUCUCCGGCUGUCUGACGGGUCGCACACCCUCGGUGAACAUGUACGCCACCAGCCACGAGUACCAGGCCGGGAACGGUGCGGUCAUAGCCCCGCCCAGUGCCCGCUACGCGGACUGUGGUAGCAACAACUAUGCCACAAUCAACGAGUGCAACGGCGGCGCAACGGCGGGCAGGGGCUACAAACCGAUUCCCACUUCCGCCUCGGCGGCGGCGGCCGCCAACAAGUUCAACACGAUGAACCAGCUGUCGAAGAAGCAGCAGCGCGACCUCAGCGUGGUGGGGAUGGCCAAGACCCUGGAGCACCAGCACCACCACAACCACCCGGCGAACCGGCGGAGCCAGCACGAGUACGCGGUGCCCAGUUACCUGCCGAGUGGCGCGGCUCCGGCCUACGACAGUGUGGACUACGCCAAGCAGCAGAUGCGGAGCAACGCCAACUGCGAGUGCGUCAAUCUGGGAACGGGCAAGCGCUCGCAGGUGAAGAACCCCGCCUCCGGGCUGCCCUCCAGCUUCAGCUCGAACUUCGUGCCACCCGGUGGGGCAUCGUACAACUGCAAGAAGUCCUGCAACUGCAUCGGAGACGAGGAUCUGCUCUGCAGCUGCGGCGGAGGAGGAGGCAUCGGGGCGAAUCUCCUGGAGAGCGGCACCCAGAGCAGCGUCACCAUGAGCAGCAGCAGCAACAACAGCCGCCAGCCGGAGCUCACCCACUACGAGUCCAACUUGAGCCUGAACGACGACGAGGACGAGGAUCAGGAUCAGCAGAAGAACCUGUGGGCGUAACGGGGUUAAGUCUAGGGGUUAAUUUAAAAAAAAAAAGGAAAACAAAAAACAAAAACAACAGCAGGAGACAGACUGCGCAACCAGUGAAUUUAUAAAAAAUAAUUGAACACUCUAAACUAAACAUAAACUAUUAAUUAAAGAUGAGAUAUAUAGUAUAUGAAGAGGCAGGCAGUUAGCAUACUUUUGGGAUGGUUCGAACAGACUGAUACUUUUAGUUCUUUAAAUAAAUUACAAUUGAUAACCCUGUAAAUAGAACCAGAGAAGGAGAAAAACUAUACCUUAAAUGAGAUUUCAAUAAUUUAACCAUUGUAUAAAAAAGACACGAAACGGUUUUUACAUUAGGGCCUGUACAUAAUUAUAAAUAUAAAACAAGUCUUUAAUUUAUUUAAUAUUACAUAGCUACCACGAAUAUAAGAAACACCAUGUUGAAUAAAAAUAAAUGUAUGAGAAACAAAAAAAAAA
Messenger RNA from Drosophila ficusphila, 5607 nucleotides. RefSeq names its product toll-like receptor 6 (gene Toll-6). Gene Ontology annotation, molecular function: protein binding. The transcript has a single exon. Gene Ontology annotation, biological process: signal transduction. The record is from RefSeq and is a predicted model, not a curated record. Bases 601 to 5145 code for a protein of 1514 amino acids. Lineage: Eukaryota; Metazoa; Arthropoda; Insecta; Diptera; Drosophilidae.